AUGGAAGAGACAGUCGGUCAACCUGGAGACGCCGUCAUUGCCGGGGACCAGGAGAGACCCAUCCAAAUCGGAAGCGAUGCAGCUGCUGCAGAAAUUGGUAUGCUUGAGAAAAUUUCACAAGACUAUUCCUAUUUACUGCUAUUUAGGACUUUCCUUCUGUGCUAAUGGUAACUUCUCAAUUCAAAGCGAAUACUGAUCGAAAAAUGUAGACGCUGUAUGUUUGCAACAAAAAGUUUUCUUCACUUCCCAAAACUAUCAAUUGAUACUUGUUGCGAAAAACUUUUUAACACACUGUUCAAACCUAUUCUUGGUUUGCAACCACGUGCAAGGCGGCCAUGUUGGGGGUCAAAACAAAAGAAUAUUUCCUCGACGAAUUUACAUGAAAAUAGAGUUUAGUUCCCAGAGGAGAGAAAUGCUUUUGUUCUUGACCACCAACAUGGCCGCUGUGACGUCACGUGCAAACCAGCAAUAUAUAUUGUAUACCUCAGAGGUAUGGGGUGCAUAUGACAAACUGAAUCUUGAUAAAUGGGAACAGGACCCUAGCCUGCAGAAAGAAUUCACUGCCAGUUUUUAUAAAUACUUUCUUGGAUUGAACAAAAGGGCUUCCAAUGUUGUCGCUGGAAACGAAGUUGGGCAAACAUCUUUAAAACCCACAACAGGCCAUUUGCACUAAGAGGUCAUGUGAUAUCAUUUUUAUGAAAAUGAAAGUUAUAUGAUUUUUCUUUCAAAAAACCAGUAGUGGGUCAUAUCUUAAACAAAAAAUAGUGAUUUAUUUAGUUUUUCAAACCUGCACCAUUUUCUUAAAAUGUGUAAGUUUCUAGCUGGUCAUGUGAACAAAAUGUGAUUUUUAAAACUAUGAAUUACCCCUUUCUGAACAGAAAUUUUGUACUUGAACUUCAAGGAAAUUGUUGAAAAGAUGAUGUGGUAAUGUUUUCAGCACAUCUGGCUUAUUUAUUUGAAUAUCCUCAUAUUCUGGCAACAUUAGAAGAACUACCUGAAAAUAGCAUGCGCAGCACUAGUGCCUCAUCACAUCAAAAGAAUUAGCAAAAUAUUAAUACAGGAAAUCAUUUCUUUAUCUCUUCCGCAUACCAAAUAUGCUCACAGUUUUGCAAAAAAGGACCAAACACAACAGGACUUGGUGAUAUUCAACAAAUAAAUAAAUUAGAAAUAUCUAAAUUAACACAAAAUAUUCUUAUAAGAUUAAGCUAAAACACAUCAAUCCUCUCUCAUUCAACUAAAUAAGAAACUAAAAGUUUACUCUCUUUUCAAACAAGACAACAAUAAAUCUCUUUCCUUGGACCUUAUAAAAAACACAAAUCACCAAUGCACAGGCAGCACAGUAGCAAAAUUUAGAAUGGGGUUCAUAAGUUAGUGAUAGAAUACUGGAGAUACUGCACGCCCAAAAUCCCUGAACAUCUCAGCUUAAUGUGUCAAUACUGUUCUAUAAAUGAAAUCGAAGACGAGCAACACUUCAUGCUAAACUGCACUCUUUACCUUAAUGAAAGACAAUAUCUCCCUGAUUCUACAAGUUGCGAAUAUCCUAAUUUUCACUCAUUGAAUGGAAACGAUAUGAUACUUUUUCUCUUCAAUAAUGUAGAUCCCUUUGUCUGCUAGAAACUUGGCCAUUUUAUUUUUCUGGCCUUCGAAAAAUGUGAAAGUAGAACAUUAAACAUAGCUGCAAUAUAGUUAGCAUUUUCCAUGUAAUUAUGGCCAUUAUUAUUAUUAUUUACAAUAUAUUAUUACUAUUAUUUCCUUUUUUUUUCUUUACCUUAACGUAAUCAAUAUUGUAAUCGGCAAUGCCAUCUACUGAUGAACAUGCCAAUAAAUGUUGUUGUUGUAAAAUGUAUUAUGUCAAAGUUGUUUCUGCAUUAAAAUCCUUGGGUUCAUAAGUGGUCUAAUCUUGAAGUAAUAUUACAUAAGCUCACCCUAAGCUCGUUGGGCAUUUGCCAUCCCUGGGGCCACCCCAGAGCUAUUUUGGCUCGUAUUUGCUUGCCUAUCCAAACAUAAAUAUAACAUGGAGGAUUUUUAGGCAAACGCAAGCAGGCUCAACGAUUGGCUCACCUGUCAAGGACAGGAAAAACUUGUUUUCUUGAUGUCAAUGUCUGCAUUUCAUCAUUGCUUAUCAAGCUGGAAGUCUGGAGCUAUUGAUGUGAAUCAACACAUUUUUUGGUUAUGGAAUGAAAUUUCUGUUGAUCUAGGAUUUGAAUGAGUUUAGUGGUGAUGAUAUUAUUUUCUAAUACUACUACGAUCUAUCAUUGAGGAACUUCCUUUACUCGCUCUGCUAUCCCUGAGGAAAAAUGGAGACCACUGAUCGUAGUCUAGCUCUAUUACAAAGGCAGAUGGUAACCAAAAUGAAAAAUUGGCAAUAGGCCAGUUGCACUAAGAGGUCAGGUGAUCAUUACUUUCUUUAAACAAUGAGUUGGAAUCUUGCUGAUGCCAAAAAUUGACAGAGCACAUAAAAAUUAUCUUAUGCCCUAAAUUUAAGAGGAAACACAUUUAAGGCAGAUAUUUUUAUAAGGCACUUUGAUUUUUCAACAAAGUAUGAUUUUUAUCGGCCACAUGUUGGAGGGCAUACUCUUGCCCUCCAACAUGGUGGCAAAAACUACUUUUUUGCUUAUAUCUUAUUAAAUGUUUGAUAGUUACGCUCAGAUGUGCUGUAAACGUUACCACAUCGUCCUUUCAACAUCUUUCUUGAAGUUUAAGUGCAAAAUUUGCGUUCAGAAAGAGGUAAUUCAUAAAUUAUUUUAAUAAUCACAUUUUGGUCAUGUAACCAGCUAUGAACUUACUCGUUUUAAGAAAAUGGUGUGGGUUUGAAAAACCAAAUCACCAUUAUAUUGUUUACGAUAUGGCCCACUAAUCAUUUUUCAAGGACAAAAUCAUAUAACUUUCAUUUUCCUGAAAAAUGAUAUCACAUGAAGUCUUAGUGAAAAAUAAUGGCCUAUUAAAAUGCACUUUUGACUGUGCGAUCAAUGAAAAGUGUGGCGGUGUUGAUUGAUGAUGGGGCAUUUGCCCUCUUUUUUGUCCACGCCACGGGGCAUUUGGCAGCUCAAGUGUCCUUGUCCCCAGGAAUUUGCCAUCCAAGUCAGAAAAAUUGCUAAUUCUAAGGUCUGGGGGGGGGGGGGGAGGAUGCACCUGGAAUUGACUGACGCAUAAUUCUUUCUGAGUAUGUAUCUAGGCACAGUUAGUGCUAACUAUAGAAUAGGAGGCGUGCACUUAAAAGCCUUUAGCUUUAUCUCUGAUCCAUUAGUCACUUCUUUUGUUGCCGAACUCCUGAAUGUGUAGAAAAGACAAAAGUAACAAAGUGUACUUUGGCCAACGUUGAACGUUUGCAAGCAGAUAUACUGAGUAUGCCAAUUUUCAAAAAAAAGAUUCUAAGUGAACAUGUAAAUAAGGCACAAAAGAAAAUGCAAAAGUAAGGUUUUCAUGAGGCACUACCCAAAUGACAAUAUGGUACCGUAUUUUCGCGAUUUAACGCCGGGCCCCGGCUGUCAAGAAAAAGGCAUAAAAACUUUUCUAUAGUAACAGUAAGCUCGAAUAAUCUGCAAAUUCAAACAAACGCCGGUCCACAAGGUCAAGUUUGAUUUAAACGCCGGGGGCGUUAAAUUGAGAAAAUACGGUACUUUCCGCAGAGGCCUGUUAAUUUACAACACGAAACCAGUAAUGCAAUAUAAGGCCCUUUUUACAUUAAGUAGUGUUUUUAGUGCGUAGGGUUAUAAUAGAACGUUUCUGAGUCUUGAAGUUGAGUGUUUUUGCUCAUGCUGAAAUGCAAGGACAGUUACCCCACUAUGUUUUUGAAAAUCUGUAUUUUAAAAGAGCUUUGUAUGGUUGGAGGCCAGGACAGGUAUCCCGUUAUCAAAUCUUGUUUGAGUGAUUUUUAAAAGCUAACCAUAGACUUGCUCAAAAAUUGCAAUGGUCAAUAUGAAUUAAGCGUGAAGGCUGUUUUAUGUGGUUGUGCUCAACAUCAUCUUCAUCAGGCAUUAGCACUGCUGGCUGGUUGCCUCAUGUAAGGGAAUCUAAGACAGUCUUGGACUGGAUUCCAGGUACUGGAUUUUAGAUUCUUUGUCAGUGGAACUUGGAUCCAUAUUCCAAUUAUUAGGAGGGUUCUGGAUUCUGUGAGCUGUAUUCCACAUUUCAAAGCCCAGGAUUAAGGAUUUCACAGCAAAUGUUUGGUGAAUACCAGAUUCCACAAGCAAAAAUUUCUCAGAUUCCAGAAUCUGGAUGGGGCAAAACUGGGCAUGUGAUAUGCACCGAUCAAUUCAACAUUUCAACAUGUAUUCAUCCCAUUGGCAACCAUCGCGCAUUUGUCGCAAAUUUGAACUUUUUGUAGGACAGGCUUGUUCAAAUUCUCCCUUAAAUUAGGCCAAUAUAGCUGGUCAAAUGCACUUCAAUAAAGGCAACUUGACUUCUUUGAAAAACCUGGUAUUAUGGCAACGACCGUGACUGAAAAAAUCCACAACAACUGAACCACAAAAAUUACCCACUCUCUUUUCAUACAUUUCACUUCCAAAAUGUUUCAUAGCGUCUGAAGUCUUUGUUGAACAAGCCAUUCACAUUCAAAAGCUUUGUCUCUCUCCAUCUCACUAUGAGACAGCCUGCAUAGCUGGCAGGAUUAGCAGGCAAGUGCGGCGGUUUCUUGGCAGUGGCAGGAAGCACGUCAAUUCCCUCGCGGCUUCACCUCUUGCUUCAAGUGGCAGCUCGCCAAGAAAGUACCCUGGGCAGAAAAUCCCGUCAGCUUUGCAAGCUAACUAUGUGAAAGAUUUCUUCUAUCGAAUCACGAUCUCAUCCAGACACCAGAUACAAAGAAGUUAUAUUAUCUUGUCACUUUCAGUUCAAAUUCCCCACCCUUUGGAAUGUCUUUUGCGUCAAAUUCCUCACUUCUCUAGCCUGGGUAGCAUGGCGUUUUGGUUGCUAAGUAAUAAAGGCGGGCGAAGGCUGAAAAACCGCGAGGAGAUUGGGGCGGGAGCAACUUGACUUAUUUUUCUCGCGGCUUCGCCGCUAGUGCGCCCGGCUCUACAAAACCGCCAUGCUACGCAGGCUAUUACUUCUCGCGCACGAGUGAUGAUCAAAUGCCCAGGGGAGGGGAUGUUAAAGCUUUGAAUUUAGCAGCGCAUAAUGUCUGGCAAUGAAAUAAGUGUCUCUUACAUAUGGAAGGGGGUACCUAAGGGGCCAUUUUUUUAGGAAGGUAAAAAAUUAUUAUUAUUUUUAAAAAUAAUUUCCACCAGUGGAGGGCAGAGUAAUUAUUCUUCUUCUUUUUUUCAAGAAGAAUGUGACAAACAAUUAGAGGAGCAGAUUGAGGGACACCCAUUUUCUGAACCUUGGGAGGAUAGUGACUUGGUACUCACAGUGGAGGAUGAUACAUUUUAUGUCCAUCGACAGAUCCUGAGUUUACACUCACCGGUGUUUAAAGCGAUGCUGAAUUCUCAAUUUAAAGAAGCCACAGCAACAGUAAUCCCAUUGCCAGGAAAGAAAGAAAAUGAGGUUUUAGAUUUCUUGAAGGCGCUUUACCUGAAAGGAACAGCUGAAAUAACUUGUAAGUAAGAUAUCAGUAAAGCAGGGGUCAGACUUUGCGCCCGAAUACGGUAAUUGCUGGGCACCAAUGUAAGCACGCCCUUUCUCAAGUACCCACGCUCUGCGAAUGCGUGCACCGUGCUAGUGCCCGAUUUCAAAAUAACGUUUGACAUGGCAAAAGCGGGUAACUACGCACAUAAUUACAGGCUGGUACUUAAGGUGUGAACACAACACCAUUUUGUGAGGGUAUCCAGGCAGUACUCCUCGGGCACCAAGUGUGGACGGCACCUUAGUUGCCUUAAUACAGUCGGAUCUUUGCACAAUGGCCAUCUUUUGAUUCACUAUUUAUAAAGAAGGGAAAAUCUCCAGAAUAGUCCGUUUUCACGAUGACGACAUUUGACUACAACUACCAGAAUUCAUUUCUUUUUUUGCUUUCUUAAUAUUUAAAACUGUGAAAGGUUUGAACCCAGGAGUCUUAUUUAAAUUUGUCGAUCCCGCUGGGGAUUAACAAAAAAUCUGAAGCAUUCUUGUAAUUGUCGUAAAAUGACGUCAUCGUAUCGUGCAAUUGGCCUAUUAAAUAGACAAUCAUAUAGGAGGAGAUGCCGUUAUAAGCGCUGGUAGACAGCAGAAUGGCCCCCGCCAGUCUCUGAUCAUUACCCUUCCCGAAAAAGGUAAUCUUGUACAGUGCAUGAACUGUCGCAAAAUCAGUCUAAAAUGCCAUCCAAUCAUGCUGAAGGUGCUGUUAAACGGGCUGAAGCCCCAGCCAAAACACAAUUAUCUCGCAACAACAUGCAGGCUUCAGAGCAGGACGUCGAGCAACAGGACGGAACUUCAAACUCAGGAUAUUGAACGAGAGGUACCUCCAACAUAAUAAAGACCUCGAUUACGUCUUUGUUGAUUUAAAAAUGGCGUUUGACAGAGUAUGGCAGAAAGCUCUUUGGUCUUCUAAGAGGCUUUAUAAACAUUAGCGCAAACCUGAUCCGAGUCAUAAAGAACCUCUACAACAAGGCCACCACACAGUGCAGUCUGACCUAAUGACGACAUAGGAGACUGGUUCAGAACCACAUUCGAAAUCAGACAAGGCUGUCUGCUGUCAUCGACUCUUCUCAACGUAUUUUUUGAGAGAAUUAUGACUGAGAACGGGAAGAUCACAACGGAACAGUCAGCAUUCGAGGCGAAAAGUUCAGCAAUUUAUACGUUUUGCCGAUGACAUUCUGAGCUUGGCAGGAAAAUAGGAGGAACUAGCCUCUCUAGAGGAUCACCUGAAUAAGAUCCUGCAGACUUUGGCAUGGUAAUUAGCGUAGAGUAGAUCAGGCAAACUCAUGACCAACAAUUCAACACAGAUGCAUCACAACUGAAAUCAGGGUAGAACAUUGGACGAGGUUGAAAGUUUAAAGUAUCUGGGCGGAGUCGUCACAGAUCAAGGUUUCAAGCCUGAAGUACAGUGUAAAAAAGCACAGACAAGAGCAACACGAGCGAUACUGAAGAUCAUCCGGAACGACAAGAGUAUGUCCUUUAGCUCAAAGAUUAGAGUCAUGCACUCCUUGGUUGUCUCGAUUGUCUCGAUGCUCUUGUACGCCUACGAAACCUAGACAUUGACAGCGGACAUGCUUCCAGAAGAAAUUGCAGCCCACUGAGAUAAGGUGCUUUAGGACUGCUUGGCAUCUCACACAAAGACCACAAAGCCAACGAGGCAUGCAGGGACAGAAUCAAGCAGGCUCUGUGGCACUAUGACGACAUCUGAACCACGGUAAAGAAACGCCAGUUAAAGUGGUUUGGGCAUGUAUUUAAAUCAGCAGUGCUUGCCAAGACAGUUUUACACGGAACAGUGCAAGAAGGGAGAAGAAGAGGAAGAUAAAAGAAGAAUUGGGAGAGUAAUAUCUCUGAUUGGAUGGAGUUAAGAGUUGCGACGCCCGAACAGAAUGUGAUAACAAGAUCAGAUGGAGGGAAAGGUUUGCUAGGUCCGUGAAGUCCUAAAAGGGUUAUCGCGGGUGCAUCUCUCUCCGCAGGGUGACCAUUUUCAAUAGAUUUUAUGGACAACAAUUUCAUAGACACAUCAUCUGGUGCGACUGAGAAAAAUUGAAUGACUUUUAAGUGCUUCAAUGCUGUCCGUAUUUUAGAUCUCCCUCUACGCGCAUCUAUUAGUGAUAAUCUGGCAAAACUGCAUUGACAAUCCCUAUUGUGCAGGAGAGCCGAACCCUGCUCUGCGCCAUUUUUAAUUUGUUUAUUAAUCAGUUAAUCAUGCCUCUCAAUAUAGUUUAAACGCCUUCGGCUCGGCUGAUAACACUUACCUUGAACUUGAUUAUUUCGGUUAUCACUAAAACCUCAUCCAUCUGAUUACUAAAAACUGAUUUAAUUUCCCCAGUAAUUUUCUAAUGUAGUCGAAGGUUCUACCUGGAGCAGCACUUGACUGCCCUAAGUGACUAUUUCUAACUUAUUUAGUUCUCUCGACAAGUGAUCAGAAUCAUUAUUCAGGUAGUUUCUACCUGAAUAAUGCUCGCUUUAUUUUUCUGGGUAUCUUUGGUUUACAUUAAUCUGUCUAACAUGUCUCUUUUGUCAUCUUUAUCCAGUGAAAAAAGUGAGACACCUUCUGAAGUUAGCCGACGAGUACCAAACACAGGGCGUGCUUGACCUUUGCGUAAAGUGCCUCAGGGAUGUACCAAAAUAUGAAGACAAUGUGGUUACGAUUCUGUUCCUGGCAACGGACACAGUGAUGGCAAGAAACGACUCCAGGCUUGAUGGUGUUCGCAGAGAAUGUGAAACCCUUGUUGAGGAUAUGGAGCUUGCUGAUAUCACAGGAAAGAGCGAUUUUAAGAAUUUGAACAGAGAUAGCAUGGAAAGUGUUUUAGUUAGAAGAUCUCAGCGGUUAGAAACGUGUCUUAAGGGGGUUUAUCCUCAGUUGGUCGGGUUGGUGGAAUAUUGUCUAUUCAUGAAAUUAGAUAGGCAUGCUCCAGGCGAAGUAUCUCGUUGUCCCCAACAUUUUCCAGGGGGUGGGCAAAAUGUUAACAAGGCAAACAGAGAUCUCGUACAGCGAAUAAGGAAAUGCUCGGUUUGUAGAGGGAUGAUUCAGCAAUUGGUUUCUUCAUCUGUUAAAAAGCAAUCUACCGCGACGGGCUCAGGUUACGGCUUUCCAGUCCUUUCUUCACGCCUUGGAGCUGGCUUAAGAGUAACUGCCCCAAAGGAAUACCUCUAUGGGGGGAGCUACCACUUUGACGAGGAACUGAUC
This is a messenger RNA of Porites evermanni, 8734 nucleotides long. Lineage: Eukaryota; Metazoa; Cnidaria; Anthozoa; Scleractinia; Poritidae. The record is from the annotation of a GenBank genome assembly.